UGUUGGUACCCAAGACAAUGUCAUGGUGGAGCUGAGCUAGUUGGCCAACUAGCCACAUUUUGCGACCUUUCAGGAGGCAUCACCUGACUUCUACUGGCUGGAGUAUUCACCCUGUCCCGUCGGCUUCGUACCCGUGUGUAGUUCAAAACAUGGCGACUCUUAAAGCUUUUCGCAGAGCGGAAAAUGUACUCUUCAACAUUCGCCCAGGUCCCCGCAGAACCAAAUUAAACUUCGCUAGCCACCAUUUGAUCAAGGUUUGUGGAUGUUACUUUUCCACCUCCCACCAGAGAAGCUCACAGUUCUACUCAGAUCCUACAGAGGCCAUUAAAGAUAUCCCCAAUGGAGCUACUCUUCUGGUUGGAGGCUUUGGAUUAUGCGGCAUACCAGAGAAUCUCAUCAACAGUUUACUGAAGACUGGUGUAAAGGGUCUUACUGCAGUCAGUAACAAUGCAGGAGUGGACAACUUUGGUCUGGGCCUGCUGCUCCAGACUAAACAGAUCAAGAGGAUGAUCUCCUCUUAUGUUGGAGAGAAUGCCGAGUUUGAGCGACAGUAUCUAUCAGGGGAGCUGGAAGUGGAACUAACACCACAGGGUACCCUUGCAGAGCGGAUCAGGGCGGGUGGUGCUGGGAUUCCAGCCUUCUUCACAGCAACAGGCUAUGGUACUUUGAUCCAAGAAGGAGGCUCCCCUAUUAAGUACAACAAUGAUGGCAGCAUCGCCAUUUCCAGUGAAAAAAGAGAGGUGCGGGAGUUCAAUGGCCGGCACUACAUUAUGGAAAAAGCCAUCACUGGAGAUUUUGCUCUGGUCAAAGCAUGGAAGGCCGACAAGGCAGGAAACAUUGUUUUUAGGAAGACAGCCAGGAACUUCAACCAGCCCAUGUGCAAGGCAGCCAAAACCACCAUAGUUGAGGUGGAAGAGGUGGUGGAUGUUGGGACAUUUGCCGAAGAGGACAUCCAUAUACCAAGCAUCUAUGUCCACAGGGUUGUUCAGGGAGGUGGCUAUGAGAAAAGGAUUGAGAAGCGCACAGUAAAAAAAGGCCAAGAAGAGAAGCCCAAACCAAAGAAGGAUUCAGACAUUGUUCGGGAAAGGAUCAUUCGCAGGGCUGCUCUGGAGUUUGAGGACGGGAUGUACGCCAACCUUGGUAUUGGUAUCCCCAUGCUGGCCAGCAACUUUAUAAAACCAGAUAUUACCAUACAUCUCCAAAGUGAAAAUGGAAUUUUGGGACUGGGGCCAUACCCUACAGAGGAUCAAGUAGAUGCAGACCUGAUUAAUGCUGGGAAGGAGACUGUCACCGUGCUCCCUGGGGCUGCAUAUUUCUCCAGUGAUGAGUCAUUUGCCAUGAUCCGAGGGGGUCACAUCAACCUGACAAUGCUGGGAGCCAUGCAGGUGUCAAAAUAUGGAGAUCUAGCCAACUGGAUGAUCCCAGGUAAGAUGGUGAAAGGAAUGGGAGGAGCCAUGGACUUGGUGGCUAGCGCUGGAACCAAGGUGGUGGUCACCAUGGAGCACUCGGCUAAGGGAGGAAAACACAAGAUAUUGGACAAGUGCAGCCUGCCUUUGACAGGGAAGCAGUGCGUGGACCGAAUAAUCACAGAAAAGGCUGUGUUUGAUGUGGACAAGACAAAGGGCCUGACUCUGAUUGAAGUUUGGGAGGGGCUUACUCCUGAGGAUAUCAAGACAUGCACUGGCACAGAUUUUGAGGUGUCUCCCAACCUGAGACCUAUGCAGCAAAUUUAGAGGCGCUUCCAGCGGCUCUGAAGAUGUAUUUUUGGUUUGGGUCAUUUAGUUAUGCUGGGAUAAACAGGUGAUGAAAUAUCAUCACAAGCUGGAUCAGUCAAAUAAGCUUAGAAAACACAAAUGCUUAGUCUAGUUUUCUGGUAAUCAAUGUGGAAAUAUGAAAUGGAUUUGAACUGCAGCAGUGACAACCGAAAAGCUCUCAUGGAAGCCAACUUCCCUGGCUCUUUUUGUGGUGUGGUGUGACGAUUACACCAUCAAGUUUUACCUUUGUUUGUGCAACUGUUACCAAAUCGUCCAUCUGGAAAUUACAAUCUGAUUGUAGUCUGUGUCUGAAGAAAAUAUAUUGUUUCUAGUAUGAAGGUAAUUGCUGAAAUAAACUAAAGUCACAUUUUACUGUAAGUUUAAAUUGUUGUAAUAGGAUAAAAUGCAAAUGUAAUGAAUUGAGAGAACAGGGUUGCUGUAGGUCAGCUGUUUAAAUCUAAAUGUAAAAUGACUCCAAUAACAACAACAACAACAAAAACUCAUUACAGUGUUGAGUUUAAGAUGGCAUUUUUAUCUGCAUGUGGAAAGAGAACGAGAUGUAGUGUUGUAGCACUGACAAGGACAUGUUUGGAACAGUCACCUCUGCCAUAAUAUGAACUUCUUUUUCUCUGAAAGUCAUAUAAUUCAAGCCAAAAGCAAUACGCCUUAAAUCUGUUUGCUCCAGUAUUUGGUCCCCUGUCUUUGUAUAAAAAAUCAAAUAAACCUGGUUUGCAGAGUCAA
Melanotaenia boesemani (Boeseman's rainbowfish) is the source of this 2495-nucleotide messenger RNA. RefSeq names its product 3-oxoacid CoA transferase 1a (gene oxct1a). Lineage: Eukaryota; Metazoa; Chordata; Actinopteri; Atheriniformes; Melanotaeniidae. The record is from RefSeq and is a predicted model, not a curated record. Gene Ontology annotation, biological process: ketone body catabolic process. Gene Ontology annotation, cellular component: mitochondrion. The transcript has 17 exons. Gene Ontology annotation, molecular function: succinyl-CoA:3-oxo-acid CoA-transferase activity. The coding region runs from base 150 to 1733 and encodes 527 amino acids.